AUGUCUACCAAAAGCCUGGCUAACUCCAGAUCUAACAAACAGGCUCGCGAAGCCUCGCCUUUCUUCUCACUCCCUAAUGAAGACGGUAGUAAUCCCCACCAAAAUUAUGACUCGGACCAGUCCCAGCAAUCUCAACAGCAUCAACCCAUAACACUAUCAUGUGCAAGCUGCGAACGAAUUGUCGGAGAUAGCUCGGCCUUUUUGUGUGCGACCCGGCAGAUGGGCACUAUCACGUUGGAUCGGAUGGUGUCCACAAAUUUUGGUCCUGGAGGAUUAAAGACAAGUAUAGAAGGCACUUGGGACGAGUUUUGUAAUUACAAAGACAUUAUAUGUGGGAAAUGUUCUACUGCUUUGGGGAAGAUGUACUUUGCAACUACUUCGAAGCUUUCGGCUCUGCAGAAUAAAUACACACUCAAUGUAACAGCCCUUUCGUUUUAUCAUCAUGCAUCCGAUGCACCCUCACUUCCUAUCGCUGCCACCUCAGAGAUCUAUACGCAAAUUCAUCCUUCCCCCGACGCUUUGGCGGAGAAUAUUGGUCAUAUUAUGACGAUUUGUGUUAUGCUCCGUGAAGAACAAGGAGAUAUCAUAAGGGAGCUAAAGAAGUUAGGGCAGUCUACGGGAGUAGAAAUAGACCUGGAAGAUGGUGGCACAAGCGGGGUAGAGCUCGAAUCAAAACAAAGCUGGAUAGGGAGGACAGAAACCCUUAACGAGAUUGUGGAGAAGGUCAAAGUCCUGGAAGAAAGUAUCGAGAAGAUAGGGAAAAGGCUUGGAAUUCAUGGAAAUGACCAAGAAAACGGCUCUCCGGUUGGGGAACCCCGGAAACGAACACAGCAGGAUGAUAUAGCCAUGAGUGAAGUUGGCCCGCAACUGGGAUUCCGGAGACAAGAGAAGAAACCACAAAAGGCUCCUCUACCAGUAAUGCACAAAAGAAAGCGAAAAGGAGCCGACGAUGAUAUCGUCUCUGGUGUUCGUAAGCAGGAUGAUGGAGCUUCUCCAAUUACACAUCAUCAAAGUAAGAGAGGGUCCAAAAAGGAAGUGCCGAACUCACAGAGUGCGGAUGAAGUGGAAGAGAUCGACAAUAAUGAUGGUGGCGAAGAGUACCAGGAGACUGGAGGGGACUGGCGGGAGGAAGAAGGGGACGAAGACGAGAAGGAAACGGAGAAUCAAAUAAAAUCGCCGGCUGAAAAGCGGAGAAAAGCUAUGAGAGUUCCCAUCAUAGAUAAGAGGAAACCUACUGGAAGGAGAGUUCUACAAGGGAAAGCGCAUAAGUAA
Morchella sextelata is the source of this 1272-nucleotide messenger RNA. RefSeq lists its product as uncharacterized. Lineage: Eukaryota; Fungi; Ascomycota; Pezizomycetes; Pezizales; Morchellaceae. The record is from RefSeq and is a predicted model, not a curated record. The coding region runs from base 1 to 1272 and encodes 423 amino acids. Gene Ontology annotation, cellular component: chromosome, centromeric region; chromatin; nucleus. The transcript is spliced from 3 exons. Gene Ontology annotation, biological process: CENP-A containing chromatin assembly; chromosome segregation.